Molecule: messenger RNA, 5912 nt
Organism: Lagopus leucura (white-tailed ptarmigan)
Lineage: Eukaryota; Metazoa; Chordata; Aves; Galliformes; Phasianidae
Gene: CAMTA1
Product: calmodulin binding transcription activator 1
Exons: 20
Coding region: 848-5782 (1644 amino acids)
Biological process (GO): regulation of transcription by RNA polymerase II
Cellular component (GO): nucleus
Molecular function (GO): protein binding; transcription coregulator activity; double-stranded DNA binding
Source: RefSeq, a predicted model, not a curated record
CUUAAAGGAGCUGCUGGCCCUUGUAUUGCAGCACGGCUGCGCUGCCCUGCUGCGGCUGUGCACACACCUCACUGCUGGACUCCUGUUCCCAGGUGCUGUGGGAGGCAUGGCAGAGGCGUCCCAGUGUCGGUGCUCACCUCUGCCAGGCUGAUGUCAGGGCUUUGGUGUUUUGGGUGCCUUUGCUUUUAAGGGACAUCGGUGCACCUUCAGUCUGCAUCUUCAGCAGCAAAAAAAGGAUCAUUUUGCAUUCUUCAGUAUUUAUGCUAUUGAGACACCUGGGCAUCGUGAGGCAGGAAGGUUUUCAUCCCUCUACCUCUCGUUUUGAGGAACUCUGUUUGCUUUCUGAGCUGUCAUGGAAAGAAAAGUAACCUGUUUUCAAGCGGGUGCAGCACAUCUUAGAGUUUUACAGAAACUAAUAGACCUUGAGUUGCAUUUCUGCUGCAGCUCAUCAAAAUUAUAGCAGGUAGGGGAGCUCUGUGGUUAUUUACUUGCAAAUCUCAUCUAGUGUGGACUUCGUUGAUGCCUUUCCUGGCAGGUCAUAUCGCCGUGCUCACAGCUUCUGUAAUGGUUCGUUACUACUGCUUGUAAAGAAUUCUCUCAGGGGGAAACAGUGAGCUGAGAUGGGCACAGGUAGGCACACGUCUGCUCGUGCACAAGUCCAUAAAGCUGCUCUCAACUUUGCAGCCAUAAGGAUUAAAUGGUAUUUUUAUUUCUGAGAUAAAGGUGAAUUCCAACAGGAAGCUGUGUGCUUACAGCUGCACAUUGCUGCUCUUUGAGGACUGCAGCAGGGGAGUUCUGGGGCGGGUUGUGAUUAGGGUCUGCUAACAGGAACCACAGGUUCUCUUCCAUGCAUAUCACGUGUGUUCUCUUCUUUCCAGAUGAUCAUGGGAACAGCAAUGGCAGUCAUGUAAAGAUCUUUUUACCGAAGAAGUUGCUCGAAUGUCUACCAAAAUGCUCAAGUUUACCCAAGGAGAGGCACCGCUGGAACACUAAUGAGGAGAUUGCAGCUUAUUUAAUAACGUUUGAAAAGCAUGAAGAAUGGCUAACAACUUCCCCUAAAACAAGACCGCAGAAUGGUUCUAUGAUCCUGUAUAAUAGGAAGAAGGUGAAGUACAGGAAAGAUGGGUAUUGCUGGAAAAAAAGGAAAGAUGGGAAAACCACCCGAGAGGAUCACAUGAAGCUGAAAGUCCAAGGAGUGGAGUGCUUGUACGGCUGUUACGUCCAUUCCUCCAUCAUCCCCACGUUUCACAGAAGGUGCUACUGGCUUCUUCAGAACCCAGACAUCGUGUUGGUGCACUACCUGAAUGUUCCUGCCAUUGAGGACUGUGGAAAACCCUGCGGCCCUAUCUUGUGCUCAAUAAAUACAGACAAGAAAGAAUGGGCAAAAUGGACAAAAGAGGAACUCAUUGGACAGCUCAAACCCAUGUUUCAUGGUAUUAAGUGGACGUGCAGCAAUGGAAACAGCAGUUCAGGGUUCUCAGUGGAGCAGCUGGUGCAGCAGAUCCUCGAUAGUCACCAGACCAAACCGCAGCCUCGGACACACAACUGUCUCUGCACUGGUACCUUGGGGGCAGGAAGCAGUGUGCAUCACAAGUGUAACAGUGCCAAACACCGCAUCAUAUCACCAAAGGUCGAACCAAGGACAGGUGGGUACAGCACUCAUUCAGAGGUACAAAAUAACGAUGUCUCUGAAGGCAAGAACGAGCACAGUCAUGGCAAGGCCUCCAGCCGGGAGAAGAGGAAUGGCAAAGUGGCAAAACCGGUGUUGCUCCAUCAAAACAGUACCGAGGUUUCUUCCACCAACCAGGUUGAAGUCCCUGACACAACCCAGAAUUCUCCUGUGUCCAUCAGCAGUGGAUUAAAUAGCGAUCCAGAUAUGGCGGAUAGCCCAGCAGUCACUGGUGUGUCCAGCAUGGCUGUAGCAUCAGUUAUGGGAAGCCUGUCACAAAGUGCCACAGUGUUUAUGUCAGAAGUCACCAGUGAGGCUGUGUACACCAUGUCACCCACCUCCGGCCCGAAUCAACACCUUCUGUCCUCAGAUGCGGCUGCACAAGGGCUGGUACUUGCUGUGAGUUCUGAUGGACACAAAUUUGCUUUUCCAACAACAGCCAGUUCAGAGAGCUUGUCCAUGCUACCCAGCACCGUCUCCGAGGAACUUGUGCUCUCCACAACUUUAGAUGGAAAUAGAAAAAUUCCAGAAACCACCAUGAAUUUUGACCCAGACUGUUUUCUUAAUAACCCCAAGCAAGGGCAGACUUAUGGUGGAGGGGGUAUGAAAGGUGACAGCAUCAGUACCAACAUAAGGCAGUCACCCACCGCAGAACGUAGCUUCAACUUCAGUACAACCCUCACGAAGGAAAUCAAAACGGAGGACACGUCUUUUGAACAACAGAUGUCCAAAGAAGCAUUUUCCUCCACUUCUGCAUCUAACACUCUCACCCUCACUACUGGUUCAGGUUUGCUUCCAUCUGGAGGGGGUCUGAGCCCAAGUACCACCUUGGAGCAGAUGGACUUCAGUGCCAUUGACUCCAACAAGGACUAUUCUUCUAGCUUCAAUCAGACCGUUCAGAGCCCUCACGUUCAUCAGACCCCUUCCCCCAGCUUCUUUCUGCAGGAUGCCAGCAAACCUCUUCCCCUUGAGCAAAACACCCACAACAACCUGAAUGACACAAGUGGCUCAUUUGUGAAUACAAUAGGAAUCCCCAGUGUGAAAACAGAGUCCCCAUCCCAAACCACUUCCAACUGCAAUGGCACGGUGGAAACCAGAAUAGAGUCCACCUCUUCUCUCCAGCUCAUGCAGUUCCAAGCAAAUUUCCAGGCUAUGACUGCAGAAGCUGAAGUUCCCAUGGAGACCUCCCAGCAGGCAGAAGGGAAUGAAAAUCUACUUAAAUCAGGGGAUCUUCAAGCCUGCAGCACAGAACACUACUUGCAACCUGAGACCAAUGGAGGUAUCAGGAAUGGGAACAAUCUCCCUAUUCUCCAAGGAAACAUGGUACAAGGACUCUAUCCUGUGGCCCAUCCCAGCUUAAAUAACUCCUCCAACAUGGAGCUUAACUUGGACCACUUUGACAUCUCCUUCAGCAACCAGUUUUCUGAUCUAAUUAAUGAUUUCAUAUCUGUGGAAGGUGGGAGCAAUGCCCUCUAUGGACACCAGUUGGUGUCAGGUGACAGUGCCGGACUCUCUCAGCCUGAAGACAGUAACAGAACAACCUACAACCAGGCUGAAAUGUGCAUUCCUUGCUGCAGUCCUCAGCAAGCCAACAUGCAGCUCAGCAGCACAGAGAAUGGAGCCAGCACGAUGGCAUACAUGCAUGUGGCUGAGGUGGUCUCGGCAGCUGCAGCACAAGGCACUUUGGGGUUGCUACAGCAGAGUGGGCGCUUGUUCAUGGUGACAGAUUAUUCACCAGAAUGGUCUUACCCUGAGGGAGGAGUGAAAGUUCUAAUCACUGGUCCAUGGCAAGAAGCCAGCAAUAAUUACAGCUGUCUGUUUGAUCAGAUCUCAGUGCCUGCAUCUUUAAUUCAGCCAGGAGUACUGCGCUGCUACUGCCCAGCUCAUGACACUGGGCUCGUGACUUUGCAAGUUGCCUUCAACAAUCAGAUCAUCUCCAAUUCUGUGGUGUUUGAAUACAAAGCCAGAGCUCUGCCAACCCUGCCUUCCUCCCAGCAUGACUGGCUGUCUUUGGAUGAUAACCAGUUCAGGAUGUCGAUACUGGAGCGCCUUGAGCAGAUGGAGAGGAGAAUGGCGGAAAUGACGGGCUCCCAGCAGCACAAGCAAGGAGUAGGAGGCGGGAGCAAUGGGAGUGGGAAUGGAGGAACACAGGUGCAGUGCGUUUCUGGGACUGGAACCUUGGGCAGCUGCUUUGAGAGCCGCGUGGUGGUGGUGUGUGAGAAGAUGAUGAGUCGUGCUUGCUGGGCAAAGUCCAAACACUUGAUCCAUUCAAAGACUUUCCGAGGAAUGACGCUGCUCCACCUAGCUGCUGCCCAGGGCUAUGCUACGCUGAUCCAGACCCUCAUCAAAUGGCGCACCAAACACGCAGACAGCAUUGAUCUGGAGCUGGAAGUUGACCCUUUGAAUGUGGAUCAUUUCUCCUGCACCCCCCUGAUGUGGGCAUGUGCCCUGGGCCACAUGGAUGCAGCUGUUGUGCUGUAUAAGUGGGACCGCCGAGCCAUCUCUAUUCCUGACUCCCUUGGGAGGCUGCCGCUGGCAAUUGCCCGCUCUCGGGGCCACGUGAAGCUGGCAGAAUGCUUGGAGCAGCUGCAGCGUGAUGAGCAAACUCAGCUUGGACAGAACCCCAGAAUUCAGUGCCCCUCGAGCACCGACUCCAGCACAGAAAGCUGGGUGUCCCAGUGGCACAGUGAGCUUAUUGCCUCUCAAGAGCCUCAGAAGGGAGUCACUGUGAUUUCCAGUACCAACACGGAGCUGAGACGACCAAGAUCAGAACCUUCCAGUUACUACAGUAGUGAGACUCAGAAAGAUUACCCUGCACCCAAAAAACAUAAACUGAGCCCUGAAUAUUUUCAAGCCCGGCAAGAGAAGCUGCUUUCCACUGCACUGAGCCUGGAACAGCCAAGUGUCAGGAAGCAGAACUCCAGCUCCAAGCAGUCCACCACUGAGACAAUCAGCCCCAGUGAAGGGAUAAGGGACUAUGGCCGGGAGCUCUCCCAGCACAUCCCAGAAGCAGCUGGAUACCGGGGCUCUGGCAGCCAAGCAGGCAUCAAAUGGAACCCAAAAGACAUUUAUAUUGGUGUGUCUGCGGUGCAGUUGGUGGGGAGCCAGAAGAGCGCUGCGCUGGGGAAGGACGCUGUGGGCCAUCGGCUUCGCCAGCGAGAGCAGAUGAAUGUGCUGAUGUUGGCUGACAGGGAGUUGGUGGAUGCAGAGCUCUUGUCCUAUAGGGACAGUGUAGGGGAUGAGGACUGCUUACGCCACAUGGAUGACUUGCAGGUGAACAUGAUGACACUUGCAGAGCACAUUAUUGAAGCUACGCCUGACAGGAUCAAGCGGGAGAAUUUUGUGCCAAUGGAGUCACCGCAGGUGGAGAGAGCAGAGAGUGCUGCCAUGAGCACCACGAUGAGCUGGCUGGCCAGUUACCUUGCUGAUGUCGAUCAUCUGCCGAGUGCUGCACAGAUAAGAAAUCUGUAUAGUGAACCCUUGACCCCUUCUUCAAACACCAGCUUGAGCCCUGCAGGCUCACCCAUCAGUGAAAUAGCUUUUGAGAAACCCAGCCUUCCUUCGGCAGCAGACUGGUCUGAAUUUCUGAGUGCAUCCACCAGCGAGAAGGUAGAAAAUGAGUUUGCACAGUUAACUCUGUCUGAUCAUGAGCAGAGAGAGCUCUAUGAAGCUGCCAAACUCGUCCAGACAGUCUUCAGGAAAUAUAAGGGUCGUCCACUCCGGGAACAGCAAGAGGUGGCUGCUGCUGUCAUUCAGCGUUGCUACCGAAAAUACAAACAGUAUGCACUUUAUAAAAAGAUGACGCAAGCUGCCAUUCUUAUCCAGAGCAAAUUCCGAAGCUAUUAUGAGCAGAAGAAAUUCCAGCAGAGCCGACGGGCCGCGAUGCUGAUCCAGCAGUACUACCGCAGCUACAAAGAAUGUGGGAAGAGGAGGCAGAACCGUCGGACGGCCACCAUUGUGCAGCAGAAACUCAGAAGCAGUCUGCUUACCAAGAAGCAGGACCAAGCUGCUCGCAAGAUUAUGCGGUUUUUACGACGCUGCCGCCACAGAGUGAAAGAAUUGAAAAAGGCCAAGGAACUUGAAGAUAAGCAGCAGCAUCCCGUAGCAAUGUGACAUUGCUUCUCAGACUGUUUUCAUUUUCUGUUUUUAGCAGAGACAUGCAACAACAACAAAAAUACCCACUGCAGUUCUGGAAAUACCAUCUGCAGGAUUUUAACAGUAAUGUUUUGGUCAUUGCAUUUGC